AUGCAGACACUGACCACAUUAGAUCUCGGCAGCAAUGAAAUUGGAGUUGUUGGAGCACAGUAUCUCGCAGAUGGAUUGCGAACUAAUACGACACUGACUACAUUCAAUCUCUGCAGUAAUGAAAUCGGAGAUAUUGGAGCUCAGCAUCUUGCAGAUGCAUUACGAAAGAAUACGACAUUGAUGACAUUAAAUCUCGAAUACAAUCAAAUCGGAGAUGUUGGAGCCCAGCAUCUCGCAGAUGCUUUACGAAAUAAUACGAACCUUAUCGCAUUAAAUCUAUGGAAUAAUGAAAUCAGGGAUACUGGAGCACAACAUCUUGCAGAAGGAUUACGAAAUAAUAAGACAGUGACCACAUUAAAUCUCGGCGCCAAUAAAAUCGGAGAUGUUGGAGCACAGUAUCUCGCAGGCGGAUUACAAAAUAAUGCGACACUGACAACAUUAAAUCUCUGCAGUAAUGAAAUCGGAGAUGUUGGAGCCCAGCAUCUAGCAGAUGCAUUACGAAAGAAUACGUUGGGAUCAUUUUGUCAUAUGUAUCGGUCUUUAGGUAGUGCAUUUGAUACGUUAAUAUUUGUGAUAGUUGAUUGGGGAUAA
This is a messenger RNA of Adineta steineri, 591 nucleotides long. NCBI's taxonomy places the organism in Eukaryota, Metazoa, Rotifera, Eurotatoria, Adinetida, Adinetidae. The record is from the annotation of a GenBank genome assembly.